UUUUGUCCGCUUUCUUUGUCUGUAAUGUUCAUAGUGUAUAGACCGUAUGGCCGACACAAUACGAGCUCUGCGUGUAUCUUGGCCUGACUGUAUAUCUGUAGUGUACAGCAAUAAAUAAAGCGGCUCGUGAUACUUUCUUCAGUCGGUAUACAGAAGAUAAACGACGGAUUAUUUGAAGAUGGAGAAUGGAGGGCCGCAAGUGCCACAACUUACAUGGGCUCAAUAUCUAUACAGCCAGUAUUUGAACUUCUUCUAUAUUCCGGAUGGAGGGGUCUUGAAGCGAUUGUGUGACCGAUGGUAUGGUCGGCUGACCGAUCGGAUCUAUCAAUACGUCACUGAGCAUGCGCAGAGGGGAGAUCCAGACAGUAUCAUAAAGGCGUUGGAUCGUUUCAACCGUGAACAGCAGUGGACAUUCUGUCUCGGUGACGAAAAAGGACACAUCGUGAGAAAGAUCGUGCAGAAAACGAAACCGAAGACGUGUCUGGAGCUCGGCACUUUCAUCGGCUACUCGGCUAUCAAUGCCGCUCGGGAACUUCCGGAAGGAUCGCGCUACCUCUGUGUGGAGCCUGACGAAACUCGGGCUGCUACUGCAAGAAAGUUGAUCGAAUUUGCAGGAUUACAAGAUGUGGUCCAAGUCAUCAAGGGUUUUUCCACUAAAGUCAUUCCAAAUCUCAAAGACGAGUUCGACAUCGCCAGUUUUGAUUACGUGUUCAUCGAUCACGUAAAAUCUUUGUACAAACCCGAUCUGAUCCUCCUCGAAGAGCACCAGCUUUUGAAAGCUGGAACCGUCGUCGUUGCGGACAACAUCGUCAUACCAGGGUCUCCGGCGUAUAUCGAAUACGUCCGAAAUUCACCGAAGUACGAAUCGGAAUACUUCGCGAGUGUGUUAGCGUAUACUAAUCUACCGGAUGGAAUUGAAAAAUCAACCUUUGUUUGAUGCUCUUCCUCCAAAGGGUCUCAUUCUAAAUUGUAUUUAAUUUCAUCACGAUAAACCGAUUAUAAUUUUACUUUGACAUGUUUCCGUUAUAAGGCUAUGCAUAAUUAAAUUACAUUAUUUUUACCAGAAAAUGUCAGAAUGAAAUCUGAGAAGAAUCGUUUGUCAUUGACCUACUGAAAAAAGCAAAUAUCUUUUUAUUUUUAUAUAAGAA
Molecule: messenger RNA, 1148 nt
Organism: Strongylocentrotus purpuratus (purple sea urchin)
Lineage: Eukaryota; Metazoa; Echinodermata; Echinoidea; Camarodonta; Strongylocentrotidae
Product: catechol O-methyltransferase
Exons: 4
Coding region: 179-937 (252 amino acids)
Biological process (GO): dopamine metabolic process; developmental process; catecholamine catabolic process
Molecular function (GO): catechol O-methyltransferase activity
Source: RefSeq, a predicted model, not a curated record